AUGUCAAAAAAAGAGGUUGUUCAUGUGAGUCUAAACCGGGCGGCACCAACGCAAAGCAGAGUGAAUGCCAACUUUCCGGAGGGUUUGAGUGUUCUUGUGGUUGAUGACAACGUUGUCUGCCUCAAAGUUGUUGCUGCUCUUCUCAACAAGUGUCGCUAUAAAGUUACGGCGACAACAAAAGCAACAGAAGCUCUUAAAAUGUUGAGGAAGAACAAAGAAAGCUAUGAUAUUGUGAUUACCGAUGUUAUAAUGCUCGACAUGAACGGUUUCGAGCUUUUGGAGAUAAUAGGCCUUGAAAUGGACAUGCCAGUAAUAAUGAUGUCUGCAAAUGAUGACAAAGAAUCGGUGUUGAAGGGGGUAAGGCAUGGAGCUCGAGACUACCUGAUAAAGCCACUUAGGUUGGCAGAAGUGAAGAAUAUUUGGCAGCAUGUGGUCCGGCAAAACCUAUUUAAUACAAUGAAAUCUGGCAUUGUGCAAGCAGGAACAGAUCAAAACCCAUCUGCUCAGAAGAAGAAGAAGAAGAGGGUUAGUUGGACUGUAGUGUUGCAUAACAAGUUUGUCGAUGCUGUUCGGCAGCUAGGAGUGGAUAAAGCAGUUGCAAAGGAAAUACUCCAAAUCAUGAAUGAACCGAUGAUCUCUCAAGAAAGUGUUGCUAACCACCUUCGGAAGUACAAAAAUGCCUUAAGGAAGGAGAACACAAAAGCUAAAAUGAGCCAAGAAAGAGAGAACAAUAUCAAUUCAAACAGAACAAAUGGGCUUCUAUCUGAUACAAUCACCACAUCUUGUAUUGAUCAAUGCCUAAACACCAUCAAUCAUCACAAUAGAUUUGCAGAACAAGACAUGAGUACUGGGAUCACCUCAUUUGGUAGCCGACUUCAAACAUUUGGUGCUUCUACAUCAAAUGCAAAACUCCUCCAACAAAACCAACUACCUCCCAAAGUAGUAGCAGAUCAAAUGCGCCCAACCGUUUUUGGAACUGUCCCUCCAUCUCAGUUUUUUGCGGCAAAUCCAUCUCCCCAUCAUGAAUUUAAUAGGAUGAGGUUUCACUCUGUUAAUUCGAGAACAAAGAUGUUUGAUGACAAUGUCAAGAUGUCUUCUUCUUAUCUUCCUAGCUUUAACACAGGACAAUCUGGUCCAAGCAGUAUGCCUGUUAGCUUUGGGCCAUAUUCAUGCCCUCCUGCAGCCUUCAACCUUGACGAUGUUCCUUUUCAAAUGCUUGGAGAUGCUUCAAAUCAAUUGAAUCCAGUUUCUCAACCUGAUUCUCUUGCCAUGCUGCUUCCAUGGCAACAUGAAGAAAGAAAUUUAGCUAAUCUCAAAGUAAAAGAAGAACCAAUUAACUUUCCAUUUGACAUGCAACAAAUCACAGAUGACUCAAUCCGAAAAGGGCAGUUUGUGCAGCAUCGAUAUCCCUUUGAGAAUAAUGCAGAAAGAGAAAUCAAGAGCCAUCACAAUAAUAGCAGCAGUUCGUCGGAUGAUGGCCUCCUUAGCAUUAUAGUAAAACAGACUUUGAUGUACAUUUUGACUGAGGGUGAUCUGAGCAUGGCUGCUGCUGUGAUGGACUCUGGUGUGAUUGGUUGUUUUGUCUCAGGAAGCUUUGCUGCUCUGUUGGAAGUAGGAAGCUGGUCUGAAGAUGUCAUUCUGUCACCAAUUGGUAGGCUUGCUGCUGUAGGAAGAUGGUCUGAUCUGUGCAGAUUGAUGGAGUACAUUGUGUUGGCUGCAAAAGUGUUAGGCUGA
This is a messenger RNA of Camellia sinensis, 1734 nucleotides long. NCBI's taxonomy places the organism in Eukaryota, Viridiplantae, Streptophyta, Magnoliopsida, Ericales, Theaceae. The record is from RefSeq and is a predicted model, not a curated record.